This is a messenger RNA of Ciona intestinalis (vase tunicate), 3036 nucleotides long. RefSeq lists its product as uncharacterized. The record is from RefSeq and is a predicted model, not a curated record. NCBI's taxonomy places the organism in Eukaryota, Metazoa, Chordata, Ascidiacea, Phlebobranchia, Cionidae.
AAACUUACAGUCUGAGGCUCACGUUAAUGUAGUCCAGUCUGUUUCACAUUGUAUGGAGCAACUGCAGGUGUUGAUAGGUGAUGAAGCAGCUGAAAAAAAAUUAAAGAUUGUUGUGUCUCGCUGUAUGGAUAUGUUGCUGCAGAAACAUCUAAGUUGCCUACCUGAUGCAGAAACUAAUCUUAAACUUUGCACAAAAGAGUUCAUUUCAUUGGCAAACAAUGUCCGGUUGCUUAUAAGCAAUGUUUUCUCAAUUUUAAUGACUUCUUCUCUAGUACCUGAUCAUAAACACCAAAUUCAAUUCGUUCAAGAUACAAUUCUUGAAAAGUUGUCAUUAGAACUACUUACAUUGGCCGACAUUGUGAAAAAAACUCUUGAUAGGUUGCAAAGUAGGGUUUCAAAUGGUGAAAAUGAAAGUCCGACAUCAUCAGGUGUUGGAUUUGAAAACAGAGUUCAGAUCGCUGACAUUGUGACUGGCAUGGCAAAAAUUGUCCAUAUCUACAUUACCAUUGAAGAUGAUAUACAAUGCUCGGAGCAGUUAGAAAUUACCCAUCUUUGCACGAAGCUAAGGCAGAAGAAAGGGGUCUUAAAAAGGAAUUUUGAUCUUCCAGAUUUGAUUCAGUCUAGCCAGCAUACAGCAGUAAAAACUUCUGAUAAUGUGACUGCUGGGUGGGACUGGGUUGAAAUGCUACGGGAUCUGGCACCAAGUUUGUGUAUCUGCUUAGUUGAAAUAUUGAAGGAAACACAUAAAAAUUUACUGCAGGAGACCAAAGAUUUAUUUAGUGGCGGUCAUAAACCAGCUCUGGUGACUUCUACUUCACAAUCUAAACUAAAUCUGCCAUCUGCACCCAAGUUUUCACUGAAGUGUGUUGGGACUAUUCUGGAUUUAGUUCUUACCUGGCACCCCUUGUAUGUUGUUGGUGGGAGAAAACAGAGUGUAAGUUCUCUGCAGUCAGACUCUGUAGAUACUGUGAACCAAAUCUUUAAAGAAAUUCGAAGUUUUAUUUUGUCCAAAAUAGAUGAAGUCCCGGAAAAAUGUCCAGCUAGUUUUUUAUCAACAUUCUUAUCAACAGUACAAGAUGUAUGCUUAGUAAUGAAGGACUGUAGUAGGAAGAUACAAUCCAGUAAGUCACAUUUUGUUUGCACCAUUCAACUCUUUGAAGCGCUGAGUGAUCAUAUUUUGCAGUUGAUAAUUCAAUACCAUAAGUCCAAAUUAUCAACUGCUAUAUUACAUGAUGGUGACAGUCAUUAUUGGGCUGAUCCGCGUGCCUACUAUGAAGGGGAGAGAUGCUCGGUUUCUAUAGUAAUGUGGAAAUCUCAUCUUAAAUCUCUAAAGGCUGACUUAUUACAGCAUGUAAGCAGUGAAACCACAAACCAAAUUUUGCUUGAAAUUUUGAACGAUUCUCUUACAGUUCUCACGAAUCGAUAUUGUAUGUGUGAAACAUCAUUUAAUCGGAAACCGCAAGUCAUUCUAGAUGGUUCAGCAAUCCUUUCAUGUGUGUUUGAGCUUUUAUUGACCACAGCCCCUUUAGCGUCAUGCUUCCUAACUACCACACCUUCUACCCAAAGCAACCUUCUGAGGAAAAUUUUCACUUGUUGUUCUGAUUUGUUUUUAUGCAUCAAUCUGACAGCUCUACCGGUUCAGCAGUUAGCUAAUGAAGUUGGUUCAGCAAUUCAGAACUUAAACAACAUACAGAGGCCUUUCUUUCACUGGUUAUCCUCAUUAAAUGCUACAAUUUUCCCCUUUGGUUGGAAUGGUGACAUGACCAAGCUACCACCAACUUGUUUAAUUGUGUGUCUUUUAAGCUACAUCUGUAGUGAUAAACAAAUUAAGCAUGAGUACAUUCUGCAGUGUUUUUCAUCUCGUAAUUUCUAUCUAGUGCAUAUGCUUGCAAGUGGUAAGCUUUUGAACUCAGACAUACUUCUUGCAGAUGUUCAAACACACCUAAUUAACAUAUUUUCUGACACCCCUGCUUGUAUAAGCAGUAUCUUAAUGACAUGUGCACUCUCUAACCCAAACUUUACUCACUCAACAUUCCUAAACAUGCAUCAAGAACCCGAAAAUAAUCCCACAGCAUGGCAAUCCCAUGUUUUGGAAUCAGUAUCACCGCACAUACAUCAAGCUGUGUUUAACUGUGUUAAUUUCAUUACUUCCAACACCUGGUCACCAGUAGCAAGACAUAUAGUUCGAUCUUUACCUGACAGUCUAAAAUCCUUUGUCCCAGACCUUGAAAGCAAGAGCAAGAAACUUGUGUUGUAUUCCUGCAUAGCAUCUGUAAUGCAAGGUCUACGCAUAGCAGCACUUAACCUUGAUGUUGGGCUGCGCUUAUUUUUAAUAGAAAUUGACAGAAUUCUACAUGAAGAUGGGUUGGAGAGUAAUCUCACAUGUGAUUGUUUUGCUGCUCACUAUUUUCUGCAUCUUGCACAUGCAGUGAUGAAAAAUCACGGCCAGUUGCAAAGUUUAUUUGGCAUUGAUAUCACCCUUGAAGCUGCUACCUUUAUAACUGAAGUCGGGGAGUCACUACUAAGCAUUGAGCAGUUGGAAAUGGCAUCCAAAAAUCACCCUGGACAAUGCAUUCCACUAAAUGAAGAGAUAUCUGCUUUUCGCGCAACUUUUUUGAGGUUGUUUAGUCAUACAAACAGUGAUGAGGCAAAUAUGUUUAAAGAGUCCGUGGAUGUAAACGCCAUUUGCCAAGACUUUGAAAAAAAGAAACUUAUAUCCAAGAUUCAUAAAGUUCUAUGCGUCAAUUUUCAAGCUAUAUCUCGGCAACUUUUAGGAGGUGAUGAAACAGAUCAAGCACCUCCUACUCUAUUCACUGACAUAAACCUGGAUAUGGAUAAGAUAUCCCAUCUUUCCCUACCCUCAUGCCUACAACAUAACUCCAUGGACAAGAUAUCAUAUCUAGUAAGACAUAGACCCGACAUGCGAGAGAAUGCUUAUUUAAAUGAGGAAGAAAGACAUUGUGUUCAACUCAUUAAAGAACACUUUAAUAUUUAAAACAAUUAUAGAUAAACAUUGAACUGUAGACUGACAUAAAA